Molecule: messenger RNA, 3417 nt
Organism: Macrosiphum euphorbiae (potato aphid)
Lineage: Eukaryota; Metazoa; Arthropoda; Insecta; Hemiptera; Aphididae
Source: the annotation of a GenBank genome assembly
AUGUUAUCAUGUUUUCCACUUCUAGUUAUCAUGCUCACUACAGUGACAGCGACGCCUUGUUUAUUCAACAGCAUGUGUACAUGCAAAACAGACGAAGCAUUAAGAAUGCACAUCGCAUGUGUUGCAGUUCCUUUGUACACAAUCCCAGAAGUAGCAACUGGCACUCGGAUAAGUCAUAUGGAUGUCAUGUCGUCUGAGAUCGAGGCUGUGGACAAUGAUAUAUUACAAGGAACACACAUCGAAUCAUUACGGUUGAUGAGCAAUAGAAUCGGAAUAAUUUCUGAAAGGGCCUUCGCGUCAUCCGGCACAGUUCUUAGAGCCCUGGAUCUCAGCUAUAACCAAUUGGAUAAAGUACCACUUAAAUCAUUUUCCAAUAUAAAAAGUUUGGAUUGGCUUAAUUUACACGGAAAUAACAUAGAGGUUGUGGAAACGCACUGGAAUCAUUUGCAAGAUACGCUACAACAUUUGUUUAUUGGAGAAAAUGAUUUAAUGUCAUUUCCAGAACAAUUUUCAAAACUACGAACUUUAUCUACACUAAAUCUAGAUAAUAAUUUGAUCACUUCAAUUCCAUCUAAUAUUAGAACUCCUCCAACGCUUGAAACAUUGAGCAUAUCAAACAAUUUUCUACAAGAUUUUCCAUUGUCACUAUUAGAAACCGGAACUGCAUUAAACAGAUUAUACAUCCGGGACAAUUAUAUAGAAAAUAUGACAAAAAUAAUUCCAAAUAGAUUUGUUAAAUUAGAUGUCUUAGAUUUUGGCAUGAAUCGAUUAGAGAGUUGGUCAGGUCGAAUGUUUGGUGGUCGCUCGGAAGUACGAAAUCUACACUUAGAUAUGAAUCGAUUAGAGUCACUAGAUGCUAAUGCAUUUGAUGGAUUGCGGUCAGUUCGGAUGUAUCUGUCAUACAACAAGUUAAGAAAUUUGAAUCACAAAACAUUUGAAGGCCUUGAAAGAAUACUUGAGUAUUUGGACUUGGAACAUAAUAAUUUAGGAAUAAUACCUACAGCAAUAAGAACAUUGAAAAAUUUAAAAUUUUUGUAUUUAUCGUCAAAUGAUCUCAAUAAAUUAGAUUCAGCAGAUUUCACAGGUGUGUCAUUAAGCUUGAGAUCACUUUCACUAUCUGGAAAUCUCCUUACGGAAAUUCCAAGCAAUGCAUUGAUGAACUGCACUAAGCUAUCACAUUUAAAUUUGGGAUAUAAUUUCAUUAGAGAAAUAAAAGAAAACGACUUUGGAGAAUGGGCCAGGCACCUUGAUACAUUACUACUGAUGAACAACAAGUUAAAAGAACUCAUCGGAAGACCUUUCAAGAACACGAAUUCUCUUAGGGAAUUAAGUUUAUCUUUUAAUAAUAUUCAUUACGUAGAUGCCGACGUAUUUUUGGAUUUAGCGACAUCAUUAGAAAGUUUAGAAAUUAGUUUCGGUGUUUACUACGACAACUUUCCAGUUAAAAUACUUAGACACCUCAAGUCUCUCUUGUGGUUAGUACUUGAUAAUAACGACAUUUCAUCUGUACCAUUUGAUUCAUUGCAUUCUCUAGAUAGUCUUCAAUAUUUGAACUUGGAGUCUAAUAGGAUAUCUGUGUUGGCUCCCAAAACAUUUAGCUCACCUAACCAAACUGAUCUUCGUGAAGUAAGACUGAAUCAAAAUUAUUUAAUGUCCUUAGAACCAAAUACGUUUUCCAACCUACAGCAACUACAGACAAUUACUAUAUCUAGGAACAAAAUUAUUGAAGUAAUGUCACAUUCCUUUAAAGAACUUCCAAGACUACUCAACAUUGACUUAUCAUAUAAUCAAAUUGAAUACAUUCAGCCAUCGGCAUUUGACAGUUUACCAAAUUUUAAACGUCUUGAUUUGCAAGGAAAUCAACUGAAGGAAUUGCGAAUGACGUCAUUUGCAAAUUGUACUAACUCAAAAACGCCACUGUCUUUAAACGUAUCCAACAAUUGUAUUGAAAGAACGCCGAUUGAUGAUUCAUUGACGCCCGUUCACAUAAAGAUUUUAGACUUAAGUCAUAAUAGUUUACAAGAUUUACCAUUUAAAUUGUUGUAUUUUAUAUCUAGCUCUCUUAGAAACUUAUACUUAGAUCAUAAUCGGAUAACUAAAAUAUAUAACUCAGAGUUCAUAAAUUUAACGAACUUGGAAGUACUCUCAAUCACCGAAAAUGGUAUGACAUCAAUAGCGUCAAAAGCAUUUAGUAAUUUAACUUCUUUGCAAAUACUAUAUUUAUCUGGUAACAAGAUACAACAAUUAUCAUCCGAACAGUUUGCAACAUUACCAAAACUUAGAGUCUUAUCUUUAGCCCGGAAUCGGCUAAGCACAUUAAGUUGGGAUGUAUUAUCAGGAACGCCAUUAGAGUAUAUUGAUCUAUCCAAUAAUGAAUUACUCGCAGUACCGGCUGGUGUAUUAUCAAAAACUGGUACAACUCUAAGACAUCUUUUAUUGGCUGGUAAUCGGAUAGAUCAUGUUGAUGGGACAACGUUUUUUGAUGUGCCCAGAUUAGCCAAUUUAAGUUUGGCAAAUAACAAAUUGACAAUAAUUCCAGACAACACAUUUGUUGGACUCACAAAUCUUAUUUCAUUAGAUUUGUCUUCAAAUACCCUAAGAGCAAACUUCAAAGAACUUUUCCACUAUGUACAAAACGUUAGGCAUUUAAACUUGGAAGAUACGGGACUAAUCGAAACGCCACCAUUACCACUUCCCAGUUUAAUUUCACUUCGACUGUCAAAAAAUAAAUUAGAAAAAAUAUCCAGAUCUUCAAUGGAAAUGUUGACCCAGCUCAAGACAUUGUUCCUAAAUGACAAUAAACUAAGUUCUUCUCCGUCACACGUUUGGUCAUUAUUACCAUCUUUGAAAACAUUGGAUCUAUCUUCAAAUCCUAUAAAAACAAUAACUAAAGCAAGUUUUUCAGGCUUGUCCCGUUUGCAGCAUUUACGAGUCCAACAACUCAAUUAUUUAGAUCGUUUUGAUGUGGGAUCACUAUCUAAGUUGUCCACGCUCAGGUCAUUAGCCACUGAUUGGCGACCCAACCUUGGACAAAUCGUAUGCGCUGCUGUUAAGUCAAUCCGCAGACUAUCGGUUCACGUGAAGGGUUCUAAAUUAAUGGGACCAAUAGUCGACACCUGCGGUCCCAAAUUAGAAUCCGUGGCCAUUACGGGAUCGAAGUUGCAAUUCAUUGACCGGCAGGUAUUCUCAGGUCUAGAGCGUGGGGUCGGUGAACGACUAACGAUCAGCAUACGGCACACUGCAAUCGAAGAUUUGCCUGCCGAUCUAUUGCUACCACUGGUUGGUGUACCAAAACUCGCAUUGGAUUUGACUGGUAACAAGCUUACAUCGUUCAAUCCACUGACCAUAUAUUCCAAUUACACCACAUGGGAAAACUCUGGGACAAAUAUAUUGAAAGGUAAGUGUUUUUUCAAUUAA